This is a messenger RNA of Emiliania huxleyi CCMP1516, 1287 nucleotides long. RefSeq lists its product as hypothetical. NCBI's taxonomy places the organism in Eukaryota, Haptophyta, Isochrysidales, Noelaerhabdaceae. The transcript is spliced from 4 exons. The coding region runs from base 57 to 1235 and encodes 392 amino acids. The record is from RefSeq and is a predicted model, not a curated record.
CCGCAAACAGCCGGAGGCAUCAGUGGGCGCUGUCAGAGCGGUGUUUCGACACCGAUAUGCCGCUCGACGCGAAAGGCCGACAAAAAAUUGCGAGCACGAACCCUGAUUCGGCCGAGGAGGCCUCGCUGCUCGAGAAGGCCGCCGCUUCUGACGACCCCAGCGUGCUAGCGGGCGAGGCUCGCCCGUCGCCGAGCCCUCUGCUGCUGCCCGCUCGCGGCGUCUUUGCCGCCUUCGUCCUCCUUGUCGUGAUCAUCGGCUGGCUCUCGGCCCGGUACGGCCCGCCAGCCAAAGAGCGGCGACCGGCGGGCUCCGUCGGCGAGAUCGUUUAUUCGGCGAGUCGGAAGGCGCUCGGCGGCGGGCUGUCCGGCGCGGCGGCGGGCGUAGCGCAGGUGAUCUUGCUGAUGUGGCUGCGCACGACGAUGAACUACCAGUAUCGGCACGGCUCAUCCACAUGCGCCGCGAUGCGGACGCUUUACGCGCAUGGCGGCGUCUCGCGCUUCUACCAGGGCCUGCCGUACGCGCUGCUGCAGACGCCGCUCUCGCGCUUUGGCGACACAGCAGCAAACACAGGCGUCCUCGCGCUCCUCUCGUCGACCGCUGCCGGCGGCGCCCUACCCGUCGCGCUGCGCACUGCGCUGGCGAGCGCAGCGGCGGCGCUGUGGCGCGUGGCAAUCACGCCGCUCGACACGCUCAAGACGGCGCUUCAGGUGGAGGGGAGGGGCGCGUAUGAGCUGCUGCUGCGCCGCGCGAAGCAGAACGGCGCCUGUGAGCUUUGGGCCGGCGCGCUCGCGUCUGCGGCGGCCAAUUUUGUGCCAAGAGUUGUUCGGAGAUUCUGGUCGCCGCCGGGUGAUUGUCUCGUCAGCCCGUGCGGCUGUGGACAGGUGGGAGGCUACCCGUGGUUCCUCACCUUCAACGCGCUCGACGAGCUGCUGCCGAGGGCGGAGCCGGCCGGGCCGCGGCUGCUGUUGCGCUCAGCAACACUCGGCGUCUGCGCCGCCGCAGUCUCGGACUGCCUCUCCAACUCCAUCCGCGUGGUCAAGACGACCCGACAGACUGCGGAGGCGCCUCUCUCGUACGAAGAGGCCGCGGAGUUGGUGCUGCGGCAGGACGGGCUGCGGGGGCUCCUCUGCCGCGGGCUCGGCACGCGCUUGCUGGCGAACAUCGUGCAGGCCGCCCUCUUCACGGUGAUAUGGAAGCAGCUUGAGGCCGGGAUGAGGGGACGUGGACUCGCGUAGCGCGCAGAGAGGUGCACGAUUUUAUUUGUACUAUCGAGAGCGCGCGACUUAC